This is a messenger RNA of Elgaria multicarinata webbii, 3376 nucleotides long. RefSeq names its product kelch repeat and BTB domain containing 11 (gene KBTBD11). The transcript has 2 exons. Lineage: Eukaryota; Metazoa; Chordata; Lepidosauria; Squamata; Anguidae. Bases 1 to 1806 code for a protein of 601 amino acids. Gene Ontology annotation, molecular function: protein binding. The record is from RefSeq and is a predicted model, not a curated record.
AUGGACCGGCGCGUUGCGGCAGAGGAGGAGAACGGCGGCGCCGAGACAAGCGCGCAGCUCCCCUUGCAGGCACCCUGCAGCUUCGGCUCCGCGCUGUGCUUCAGCUCGCCCGACGGCGGCAGCGGCGACAAAGCCCCGCAGCCGGAGCCCGACGCGGCCGCCUCCACUUCUUCCUCCUCGUCGUCGUUGGCUUGCAGUAGCAGCAGCAGCCGUGUGGUGCAGAGCCAGUGGGAGAUCAACAACGCGGCGUCCGAGUCGGAGGACGAGGAGGAAGGCGGCGGCGACCCGCGCGCCGCCUCGCAGGUGCCGGAGGAGGAGCCGGACCUGGUGAUCGAGGUGUCCGGGCGUCGCAUCCGAGCGCACAAGGCGGUGCUGGCGGCGAAGAGCGACUACUUCCGCGCGCGCUCGUCGCGGGACAUCCUGCGCGUCAAGGGGGUGAGCUACGGGGCGCUGCGCCUGCUGCUGGAGUACGUCUACACGGCGCGCAUGGGCGAGGUGCGCCACGACAACCUGGCCGAGGUGGUGAGCGGCGCCCGCGUGCUCCAGAUGCCGUGCGCCUUGCACUGCGCCGCCGAGGCCAUGCGGGCGCAGCUGCGCCUCGACAACUGCUACCAGCUCCUCUGCCUGGCCAAGAAGCAGCGGCUGGCCGAGCUGCGGGAGGCCGCCUACCGCUUCAUGAGCGACCACUACCUGCAAGUGCUGCGCGAGCCCGCCGUCUACGGGCGCCUGAGCGGCGCCGAGAGGGACCUGAUCCUGCAGCGCCGCCUGCAGGCCGGCAAGCCUUGCCUGCUGGUGGCCGAGGUCAGCGACGCCUUCGAGAGGCUCAGCGCGGGCAGCCGCCCGCAGAGCCGCGAGAGCAGCCGGCCCCAGAGCCCUUCCUCCGUGGUGUCCCUGGACGAGAACAGCUACCUGCUCUACAGCUACCAGGAGGCGGCCAAGGAGUGGAGGGUGCUCACCCGCCUGCCCGAGGAGGCCAACGCCAAGGGCUGCGCCAUGUGUGUCCUCUACAACUACCUCUUCUUGGCCGGAGGCAUCUCUACGGCGCCAGGGGAGCAGCGGGCCCGGCUUUCCGACAAGGUCUUUUGCUACAAUCCCUUGACUGACACAUGGAGCCAGGUGAAGCCCAUGGGGCAGCCUCGCUCCCAGCUGAAGCUCCUGGCCCUGGAUGGCUACCUCUAUGCUGUGGGGGGCGAGUGCCUCUUCACGGUGGAAAAGUACGACCCUCGGGCCGAUCGGUGGAGUCCAGUGGCCCCUCUGCCGAAAGGAGCGUUUGCUGUGGCGCAUGAAGCCACCACUUGCAACGGGGAGAUCUAUGUGUCCGGGGGGUCACUCUUCUACCGCCUGCUCAAGUACGAUCCCAAGCGGGAUGAGUGGCAAGAGUGCCCUUACAACAGCAGCCGGCGGCGCUCCGCCGACAUGGUGGCCUACAAGAGCUUCAUCUACCGCUUCGACGUGAGCAGCAGUCGCGGAGAACCGGCCCAGGCGGGUGGGGUGGAAGUCUUCCGGUACAACACGGUGGCCAAGCACUGGAGCCAGUGCGCUUCCUUGCGCCCCACCGGCAGCCCGGUGCAGCCGUUCCGCUGUGCUGCCUUGGCUGGUACCAUCUACUGUGUCAGCCGGACUGGAAUGCUUUGCUUUAACCUGUCCCAGAAUGGUGAGGUGGAAGCCGAUGGCGGACUCAAAGGCACCUUUGACGCAGAACUGCUCAAAUCCCCUUUUGACACGAAAGGGGUCCUUCUCCCAUUUGUGCUCACCCUGCCAGAGAAAGAGAAAAUUGGAGAGCCGGAGAGUCCUCUGGCAUUGUGAGAACCGUCCUGGCAUUGGGAACGCCACUUUGCACGCAGCUCCUCUCAAUACUCUGUCCCGUUUAUCCAUGCCAACAGUGCAGGGCUUUCGCCAGAGGAAGGAUCAGGGCAGGUACAGGCUCUCCAGCCUUUGGUGGUAAUGGCUGUUGGGGUUCCAAAGGUGGUAUCAGCAGCAGAGGAUACUCCAAGGUGGGACGUCACCUGUCUGUAGCAACUCUUUCAUUGCUAUAGAAGCGGAACGGGAGGGCACUGCCAGAAAUACUUACACAUGCAUGGAAAAUUAUGGUGUCCCACCUAAAGUGUUGACUAGCUGGCUGUAGCUGUCCAAAGCUUUCUAGUUACUUUAUGUAGGAAAGAAUUCACCUUUUGGCACUUAUAUGAGCCAGCCAGUGAACGACUUGGCUAAAGUAGAUUAAUUGUCUGUGCCACUUUCCAGUCUAGAAGUAUUCUGGAGCUAUAUAACAUUCAGGAAAGGAGCAGCUUUUGAAGGAAUUCCAAUAAUGGGGUUGUUCCUUUUGUACAUAUGCAUUUUUGAAAAGGGGGGGGGGAGUCUUUUUCCUCCUGGCUUUUUUUCUCUCUCUCUUGAAUGCUAGUGGUGGUAGGGAAUUUGCAAGCAAUGGAGGGGGAGUUAAGUAUACCUUUUAGGAGGAUUAACAGGACAAAACAAUGCUUCUUGUGUUAGAAGCAGUGGAUGAUCAUCUGGGUCACUGUAUUCCCCCCCCCCUUUUUAAAGUUUAAUGGAGUCUUUAUUGAAGACAUGGUAUUGUGCAGUCACAGGAAGUUGCAGCCACAGUUCAUGAUUUAACAGAAGCCAGACCUAAAGGUUUAAAACAAGUUAAAUUUCUCCCACAUGUACUUACUUUGGGAAUAGAGGGAAACUGAAACAAAGACAUCAGUGUAUAUUCAAUUCCGCUUUUGCUUCUUUAUUAAGGUGCGCAUUUUGUUUAGACACAGUCUAUCAGAAAUAUAUAAUCAGUUUUGGUUUUGACAUACCCUGGCGGUGUUUUUCAGUUUUGCAUUGUAACUCCCAUAUUUGGAUCUUGACAAAUUGGCAAGAAUGAACAUACCAGUGAGUUCUCAGUAGGGGGAGAGUUUUGUUUGUUUACGUUCACUGCUGUUAACUGCAAAUCAACACACGUCAAUGAAAACCAAAUGUGGCUUACUUGAAACUUAUUGCACACAAUUGAAAUACUUCAUUUUUAUGUCCAGAGUCCUUCACCAAGAAAUAGCUCUUCCAUUGUUCACAUAAGGAAAUAAGGAGGAGUUUGCUAGGCAAGGUGAUUUCCAUUCUGCCCUAGCAGCAACGAGACUGAUUUAACUGUAGUUAAUAAUUCACUUUGCAAGUUCAUUAUGUAUAGAGGCUAUGUGCUUUCUGUUUCUAUCCUAAAUCUUUGGCUGAACAAUUACUUACCAAAGCAUCACAUUCUGAGAUGGAUACCACCAGUUUCCAUACUUGCAGGCAGUGGAACUUACUGCUUUCCAUAUUGCAUGGACUGGACUUAAAACUGUUAUUUUCAGUUAAUUUAAAAUUUGAAAAGCUGUUUAUCAUUGGCUUGCAUCCAAAGAGCUGC